This is a messenger RNA of Eriocheir sinensis (Chinese mitten crab), 1127 nucleotides long. RefSeq names its product zinc finger protein 330 homolog (gene Noa36). Gene Ontology annotation, cellular component: nucleus. Lineage: Eukaryota; Metazoa; Arthropoda; Malacostraca; Decapoda; Varunidae. Gene Ontology annotation, molecular function: zinc ion binding. The transcript is spliced from 7 exons. Bases 156 to 1061 code for a protein of 301 amino acids. The record is from RefSeq and is a predicted model, not a curated record.
UGUGUGUGUGUGUGUGUGUGUGCCAGAGUGAUGCCGUUGUAAAGGCCUAAUAAUCAUCGUCACAGCCACCACGUGACGUCACCGGCGAGGUAAACACACUCAGCUGAUCACGUCCCUCGCCGCGCCACGCCGAGCUUGCCUACACUCCUGCCACCAUGCCCAAGAAGAAGACGGGACAGAGGAAGAAGGCGGAGAAGCAGAAGGCUCGCCAGAAGGAGCUGAGGAAGGGCCGGGCCAACCGCUCCCUGGCUGACCUGCCCUGCAACUCUGUCAUGGAAUGUGACAAGUGCCAGCGCCGUCAGAAGAACCGAGCCUUCUGCUACUUCUGCCAGUCCCUCCAGCGGCUGCCCCAAUGCGCCCACUGCGGGAAGAUGAAGUGCAUGCUCAAGACUGGCGACUGUGUGGUGAAGCAUCCCGGCACCUUCACCAUCGGCCUCGCUAUGGUGGGUGCCAUCUGUGACUUCUGCGAGGCGUGGGUGUGUCACGGCCGCAAGUGCCUCCAGACACACGCUUGCACCUGCCCACUCAUGGACGCCAACUGCAAUGAGUGUGACCGAGAUGUGUGGAGUCAUGGCGGCCGCAUCUUCCGUUGUCACUACUGCCAGAACUUCCUGUGUGAGGAUGACCAGUUUGAGCACCAAGCCUCCUGCCAGGUGCUGGAGCAGGAGUCCUACAAGUGUCUGUCAUGUAACCGCCACGGGCAGUACUCGUGCCUGCGCUGCAAGACCUGCUACUGUGAGGAGCACGUGCGCAGGAAGGGCGUCAAGUACGACAACCGCCAGAAGCUGCCGUGCCCCAAGUGUGGCUUUGAUACGGAGGAGACCAAGGAGCUCAGCAUGUCCACUCGGACCCACAAGUUUGGCCGACAGCAGAUCGACCAUGACUUUGACGAUGAUGGUGAGGGGGCGGUGGGCUACGGCUACUACUACGGGAACGACGAUGAGGACGACGACGAUGAUGAUGAUGAGGAUGAGGACGAGGAGGAUGACGAUGAGGAAGAGUCGGAGGAGGAGGAGGAAGAAGGUGAGGAGAAGGAGAAGGAGAGUAAAGGGACACAGUAGUAGCAGUAAUAGAAUUUUUGGCAACUCUGAUUUGGCAUUAAUAAAACGUUGGUGAAGUUGUUAUUC